Messenger RNA from Stereum hirsutum FP-91666 SS1, 756 nucleotides. RefSeq lists its product as uncharacterized. The transcript is spliced from 12 exons. Bases 1 to 756 code for a protein of 251 amino acids. NCBI's taxonomy places the organism in Eukaryota, Fungi, Basidiomycota, Agaricomycetes, Russulales, Stereaceae. The record is from RefSeq and is a predicted model, not a curated record.
AUGACGGGUCUCUCGACGCUCAUACAAUUCAGCAGCUUCUCAUCAUUGUGUGUCUGCAGUCACUCUUCUUGUUAUGGACUGAUCAACCCCUCGGAGUAUACAUGUACUCUGACGAAUCGUGCCAUUGAAGGUGGCCUCAUUAUAAGUCUCUCUGCCGCGGAGCUACGAACGUGGGCUCUGUGGCGCAGAGAAAAAAGAGUAGCGAUGGGGCUUGCCAGCAUAUUUAUCUCUUUACUACCCCUUGCCAUCGUCUAUGCGAACAAAAUUAGCGGAAAUAGCGAUAUCACCAUCGUUUUUGCGUGUCUCCUUGGAACAGAGACAAUCGCUUUUGUACUUACUCUGGCUAAAUUGCCAUGGAGGUCCGUACCGCUAACAGGCCACCUCAUUGCGGUUGUCUAUCGAGACGUCAUUGCUGAUAUAGAAAGUAAGGAUCUUGCUGAUAACACACCAGUGAUUUCACUCGUCAACAUUGUGACCAUUUUGAGGGCCCCAAACACAGUCUCAAAAUGCAUCUCUGACCUUCAGUACUUAGCACACACAAUACUCGUGUCCAGAGUCGUUCUCCACCUUCGUAAAGCGGGGUCCACAAGGGAUGUCGUGCACAUCACCGGAACAGGACCCGGAGACAUUGAAUUUGCCGUUAAUUUUCUCAAAUAUGUGUUGGCCAAUUCCAAUUUGCGAGAAACCCCCGCCACCUACUCUUCAUCAUAUUCCGCAAACGGUAUGAUAUCAACCGAUUCCUCAGGAGCGCGAUGA